UAUAUCCUCUGGUAUUGUUUCAAGGGAGGAUUCAUCUCACGAUCGUCGUCAUGUUGCUCACGUUAGCCCUGAUUGCACUCAUCGCCAACAGCCAAGCGGCCAAAUUCCCAAAGAAUUGGGUCGCUUGCAAGAAAGGUGAUCCCGACAUGAACCAAUGUCUUGUCGGUGCGAUACAGAACGCUUUGAGCGAUUUGAUGACCGGAAAUCGAAAGCUCGGAAUCCUGCCCGUAGAUCCGUUGCACUUUACCCAUUUGACCAUAGAUCAGGGAUCAGGGCCUGUCAGCAUCACGCUGGACUUCUUCGAUCUGGACGUCAUCGGGUUGAAAAACGUCAAGAUUGAAAGAGUACAAAACGAUUGGAAAGAUAUGAUUAUCGAAUUGUCCGUACCGAAGUUGACAUUGGAAGGGAAAUAUAAGGUCAACGGGAAAGUCAUGGUGCUUCCUAUUAACGGUGAUGGCCCUUGCAUUCUCGAAUUAGAUAAUUUUAAGGCGAAGGCUUAUCUGAAAUAUACCAUCAAGAACGAUGGAAACAAAAGUUUUUAUAACCUCGACUCGUUCAAGUUCAACUUCGAUGUCGACCUGAUGAAAAUGAAGUAUGACAACCUAUUCAACGGAGACAAAGCACUGGGUGACAACAUGAACCUUUUCCUCAACGAAAACUGGAGGGAGAUCCUCCACGAGCUUAAGUCGGCCAUCUCUCGCGCUUUCAGCGCCGCCUUCAAACAAAUCGGCAACAGGAUAUUCUCGAAAAUCGACGCCGGUCAAAUUUCCCCACCAUGUCUGAAGCUUCAGCUUUUGUGGCAGAAGGGAAGGAAAGGUAAUGUUGAAAGUCAUCUGCAAAAAGGUGAAGGAAGCAUUAUUUUAAAGAUUUUGAUAUCAUUCAUUCUCGCAAAGAGUGAACUUGAAGGCACCUUCAACAUCAAAGAAUCGUUUUUCCAAGAAAGACGCCGAUUUUUUCCACCAAGGCAGCUCAUAUUAAAUAGAAGUUUAUUCUUUUUCUCUCAACUACCGUACAGGAUGUUAUGGCCGAUUUUCCUGUCGAUUCUCCUCGUCGUCGAAGCGAAAUUACCGAGAGAAUGGAAAGUUUGUCAAAACAGCGAUCCCGUUUAUAACGAAUGCUUGCGGAAAGCAAUCAACGAUGCCUUCGGAAGACUGAUAAACGGACAUAAAGGGUUAGGCGUGACGUCCAUGGAUCCGCUCAGAUUCGAACAUAUUUACAUCGAUCAGGGUUCUGGUCCUGUUAGCAUUAAGCUGGAAUUCUUCGAUACAGACGUCAAAAACUUAAAGAGCAUGCAUACAGUCCAUCUCGUCAAUGAUUGGAAAAUAAUGAAGUCCAAUUUGACAGUCAGAGAUCCGGUUAUCAUAGAGGGCAAAUACAGGAUAAACGGCAAAGUCCUGGUUCUUCCUAUAAUCGGGGAAGGGCAUUUUAAGCUUUCACUUGACAAUGUCAAAGCUAACACGUUCAUCUCGUACGUUAUGAAGAACAUAAAGGGCAAGGUUUAUUUUCAGAUCGAGAAGCUCAAAUACCACUUUGAUACUGACAAGCUAAAGCUCAGGUUCGAUAAUCUUUUCAACGGCGACAGGACCUUAGGGGACAACAUGAACAACUUUCUAAACGAACAUUGGCGUGAGAUACUCAACGAGCUCAAACCUUCCGUCAGUGUUGCCUUCGGUGAAGCCUUCAAGCAGAUCGGCAACAGGAUACUUUCCAAAAUUGAGGCCAAAGAGAUUUAUUUGCCUUAAAUACUAAGAAAAUAGCAGAUUUUAUUUGAUUUUUAUAAAACAAAAGGAAAUAUAAUUUUAUAUUUUCAUUUUUCAUUAUUAACAGCUUUUCCAGAUAUUCAUUC
Molecule: messenger RNA, 1846 nt
Organism: Cimex lectularius (bed bug)
Lineage: Eukaryota; Metazoa; Arthropoda; Insecta; Hemiptera; Cimicidae
Exons: 14
Coding region: 51-1742 (563 amino acids)
Source: RefSeq, a predicted model, not a curated record